CAGUUCGAUACUAUCCAUAGCUCUUUAUCAAUAGUAUUGCACCAAACCCGGCUACCGAUACUAUUUCUUUUACUCAAACUAUCGAUAGUCAAUCGAAACGCAACGAUAGUUGACUACAUGACUCUAACAUAACAUACAUAACUAAAUCUUGUGUCUGUGCGUGCGAUCGACUGUUUCUGCUGAUUGUGAUAAAUGUGGUUAAAUGUUGACCUAGGCAGAAAUCAUGACAAGCAGAGGAAGUUUUAAAAAUUCUCGUAUGAAUUUUAAAGUACAAAAUGACCAGCCAGAGGGAAAAGGUACUAAACCUAUCCGAGAAGCCUCAUCUAUAACUGAAAUUCUCGUGUUAAUGAUUGUGCACAUUUGUAAGAAGUUACUAUUCUUUGAUACCAAUUUAAAAAUAGCCCUGUACUUAGGUGCUCUAUUUUUAUUGUCUCUCAUAGCUGAUGUUUUAACAUUUCCAAAAACAUACUUUUCAAGAAGUGACAACGUAUUCAAUCAGUAUUUUGUUAAAAUUGGAUGGUUUUGGACAUUAUUUUUAACAGUGCCUUACGUAUUGUUGACAUCAUAUACCACAUGCUGUGGUAAACGAAAACUAAUCGUCACAGGUCACAUGCUGAGACUAUUUAUUGCUACAAUUUUCUGGUAUUCUUGGACAACUCUUUUUAACAUUAUAGAAACUAAAUAUGGAAGAUGCAACUCAAAAAGUUUCGAUAAUAAAAUAACAUGUUUGAAAAAUGGACAUUUCUGGAAUGGAUUUGAUAUAUCUGGGCAUUGUUUUAUAUUGAUAUAUUCUAGCUUGGUAAUGAUAGAAGAAGCCAAAUCCAUCAAUGGCUGGGAACGUAUCAAAGAUUAUAUCAGAGAUGAAAGGUAUUCUAGAAGUGUGGACGAUAAAUCUGUAAGCACAAAUCCUCUUAAAAACAUAAAUGCAGAUGAAUUGGAAGUAUUGAGAGUGUCUUAUGACAAUUUUACUCCUUAUGUGAGAGCAUUUCUUAUUGCUAUAUCAUUGUUGCAGUUGCUUUGGGAUGUCAUGCUAGUUUCCACAAUAUUGUAUUAUCACAUUAUGGUUGAGAAAUUUAUUAGUGGAGUAAUAGCAAUUCUGACUUGGUUUGUGACUUAUAGAGUUUGGUACACUAUACCAAAUAUUGUUCCAAAUCUCCCAGGUGAUGGCAUAUUUAAAUAUAAUAAAGACAAAAUCACAGGAACUCCUAUACCAAAAAAAAAGAUGAGCACAUCAAAUGGAAAACAUUUUAUGGGAAUGCCACUGAAUAAAAGUCAAGAUGAUCCAACUAGUGAAGAAGCAAGAUAAUUAACAAUGAGGUGAUGAAAUUCAGAAAGCCUUUGUAUGGAAUAUAAUUUAUUAGCUCUAUGUGAUCUGCAAAGAUUUUUCUUAAUUAUGUUCAUAUUAAGAUACUAUUAAUACAUAGUAGCAAGGUGAUGGAACUCAUUUGUGCAAUAUACUUUGUCAAAGUUAAAACAGUUUAAUGAUCAACAUUAUAGAUUUAGUAUUGCAUGAAUUAUUUUAAAAAAUGUCACAAUAAAGAAGCUUUGAUAUUUAUUGAUAGUUAAUAUGGGAAAAUAUUAGUUUGGUGCUUUCUUAUAACUUUUAUUAAUGUUAUGUAGGUAUAUGAUAUAUAUUAUGAACAUUGAAAAUUCAAAAUACAACAAAAAAUGUGUGUUGAGUAUGGUGACAUGGUCAUUGUGUUAUGGCCUAAAAUACCUAGCCACAUUGAAUGCACAUGUUGCAUUUCUCAAAGCAGCUGAGGCUGCUUUUUAACCAGAGAUAUAGAUAUUGCAACAGAUUAGAUAUGGGCAACAAGUAAUUGGAUUAACAAUUGUGACUACAUUUUGUAAACUUCGGAAAUAAUUACUUUAAAUAUAAUUAUACAUUCAAAAUAAUCUUGAAUUAAAAAAAGAACGAGAUUAAUGCAAUCUGACUACAUUCAUCAAGUUUUCAUUACUUGAUUAUUUCGAUGAUUAAUUUUCACUAGUACAUUCAGUUUGGCAUGUCAAUAUGUCACAUUUUUUCCAGGACCAGGUCCAGUGUCAAUGGCAAUGUGUUUAGCUGGAUAAGCGUUGUCUACCCCGUAAAUAAUAAAGAUGUGUAAUAAAAGACGUAAUUAUACUCAUCUCACUUUCAAACCAGACUCAGUCUAGUGAAAAAUAAUCUUGUAGUCUCAGGAAAAAAAAUCGAGAUUGAAUAUUAGGCGGAUUAACGACACGCCGCCGCGCCGCAACAUUUCUUAUUCUAAGUAUCGCCGUGAGGUUUGAAUCUACACCAUGAAAGAAGUCUUGCAGAUGUGGUGCUACUGGCGCUGAAAACAAAAACAAUAUUGCCAAGGGUCUUCUUUCGUGGUGCGGUCUCUAUACCAUAGAUAUAUUUGCUAAUCAAAUGAUUUUUGAAAUUCUAGGGCGCCCCUACAGAUAUUUUGUAUGUAGGUAUCUGUGCACUGAUCAAUUACAAUACUUAGGUACCUACUGUUGUUUUCUUGUUGUAUUUAUAUUAUGUAUUGCAUUUGUAGUUAUUAUAUAAAUAUUAUAUUUGAAUAUGAUUAAAAAAUAUAUUAAUGUUUGAUA
Plodia interpunctella (Indianmeal moth) is the source of this 2574-nucleotide messenger RNA. RefSeq names its product Fat storage inducing transmembrane protein (gene Fitm). Lineage: Eukaryota; Metazoa; Arthropoda; Insecta; Lepidoptera; Pyralidae. Gene Ontology annotation, cellular component: endoplasmic reticulum membrane. The record is from RefSeq and is a predicted model, not a curated record. Gene Ontology annotation, biological process: lipid storage; lipid droplet organization; phospholipid biosynthetic process. Gene Ontology annotation, molecular function: coenzyme A diphosphatase activity. The transcript has a single exon. Bases 224 to 1306 code for a protein of 360 amino acids.